CGACAACUCUAAUACAACAGCAUCAACCAUUCCCUAGACGACCAACGACAGAGCUUUCGACGCUUCCUUCCAUACACGGUUCGUUAAUCCUACACUAGUCUAGACAGCAGCCAUGGGUAUUUCCAGGGAUUCCCGCCACAAGCGCUCCGCUACCGGAGCAAAGCGCGCAACCUACCGCAAGAAGCGUGCCUUCGAACUCGGCCGCCAAUCCGCCAGCACUCGUAUUGGAACUAAGCGCAUUCACCUUGUCCGUACUCGUGGUGGAAACCGCAAGUUCCGUGCGAUCCGCUUGGAGGCUGGAAACUUCUCCUGGGGUUCUGAGGGUAUUAGCAAGAAGACCCGUGUCAUUGGUGUCGUUUUCCAUCCUUCCAACAACGAGUUGGUUCGUACCAACACCUUGACCAAGUCCGCCAUUGUUCAGAUUGAUGCUGCGCCUUUCCGACAAUGGCAAUUACCCCUUAAUUUGCAGAUUAAGCGCGGUGCGGCCGCUAAGGCUGAGGCCGCUGAGACCGCCCCCACCACCAAGUCCAAGUCCGUCCAGCGCAAACUCGCCGCCCGUGCUCCAACCGCCAAGGUCGAGAAUGCCCUCGAGACCCAAUUUGCCGCUGGUCGUCUAUACGCCGCUAUCUCUUCCCGCCCUGGUCAGUCCGGUCGUGCAGAUGGGUACAUUCUUGAGGGAGAAGAGCUCGCCUUCUACCAGAAGCAGUUGAAAAAGUAGAUAAUUUUCUUCUCGUAUUCGGGCUGGAGGCGGUUUUGUGCAUAAUGGGAUUGGGAAUUAAAAAAGUACCCCCUACGGUUAGGCAACGGAUUCGUCUGUUUUCUUCUAUCAAUGUUCAAGAUCUUAAACGGUUGAAUCCG
Messenger RNA from Tuber melanosporum (Perigord truffle), 858 nucleotides. Its product is annotated as 40S ribosomal protein S8. Lineage: Eukaryota; Fungi; Ascomycota; Pezizomycetes; Pezizales; Tuberaceae. The record is from RefSeq and is a predicted model, not a curated record. Gene Ontology annotation, molecular function: structural constituent of ribosome. Gene Ontology annotation, cellular component: ribosome; cytosolic small ribosomal subunit. Gene Ontology annotation, biological process: maturation of SSU-rRNA from tricistronic rRNA transcript (SSU-rRNA, 5.8S rRNA, LSU-rRNA); translation. Bases 113 to 718 code for a protein of 201 amino acids. The transcript has 4 exons.